AUCCCAUUCUUCUAAACUUGCUUCAUCUUAGAAGUUAAUUAAAAAAGGAAACAAAGAUUAGUUGAUUAAUAAUAUAUUUAUAUAAUGGAUCAAGUGAGAGGAAGUAAUAAACCUUCUAGCUCUACAACCAAAGUUGAAAGAAGACUGGUUGAGAAAAACAGAAGAAAUCAGAUGAAGAUCCUUCACUCCAAACUCAACUCUCUUCUCCCUAACUAUAAUCCCAAGGAAUUGGCGUUACCGUUACCGGACCAAGUAGACGAGGCGAUAAACUACAUAAAGAGUUUAGAGGCAAAUGUGAAUAUGGCUAAGGAGAAAAAAGAGAGAUUAUUAGAGGGAAAGAAGAAAAGAUCACGCAAAUAUUUUUCGGAUCUACCAAAAUUGUCACGUUUUGAAAUUCACGAAAUUGGUUCUUCUCUACAAAUCAUUCUCACUUGCGGGUUAGAUAACCAGUUCAUUUUCUAUGAAAUCAUUCGCGUGUUACAUGAAGAGAAUAUAGACGUUAGAAGUAUCAAUUCCUCGACUGUUGGAGACAAUUCACUCAUUCAUGUCGACGUGCAUGCUGAGAUUCCUCAAUCUUGUGUUCAAUUUGGAGCAACAAAAGUGAGUGAGAGAUUGAAAAGGUUUGUGAAUGGAUCCUGCAGUGAUGUGAAAAUGCAGCCUGAUGAGUUGUGGGAUUUUGAAAUUGGAACUGAUUUGUGGGGUUUAAUUUCUAGUUAGAUCAAUAUUAAUAGGGUUUUCCACCAGAGAAAGAAAAUAAAUUAGCUUAUUAAUAAUAUUUAUUUACCAGAUUCACAGAAGAAUUAUGGUGAUAAUGUUUCUCUUGUGCUCAAGUUUAAUUAUUUUGUGAAAGGGUUUGAUAUUCAAAGCUAUAAACAUUAUCUUGCAUAUAUAUAAUAUGGGUAUGCUAAACAGUGCCCCGGGCACUUGUUAAGCAUACUUAAAAAGGAAAUAAAAAAUAAAAUUUAUAUUGAAAAGACAACUUUUUGUACUUUUGAGACAUUGAAUGCACACAUUUCGAGACAUAAUUUCUAU
Molecule: messenger RNA, 1032 nt
Organism: Trifolium pratense (red clover)
Lineage: Eukaryota; Viridiplantae; Streptophyta; Magnoliopsida; Fabales; Fabaceae
Product: transcription factor bHLH162-like
Exons: 3
Coding region: 85-717 (210 amino acids)
Biological process (GO): regulation of transcription by RNA polymerase II
Cellular component (GO): RNA polymerase II transcription regulator complex
Molecular function (GO): protein dimerization activity; RNA polymerase II transcription regulatory region sequence-specific DNA binding; DNA-binding transcription factor activity, RNA polymerase II-specific
Source: RefSeq, a predicted model, not a curated record